GCCAUUUUGUGUCGUCCGUUUUAUGAAUCAUAAAAAGACACUGAAGGUCGAGAAUAUGAUUAUACUUUAUUUGGAAUACCUCCGUGUAAAAACGAGGCCCGAAAGAAUCAAGUUCUGUCGAAAGCAGCCCUCUGUCUAAAAUCGCACUCAUGUUUAUCUACAGAGGAGACAUUCAUGAAAUGCAACCAUCCGCCAUUACUUCCAGCUUUAUCUCUCAGCUUAACCAAUCACAGCAUCUGGCGACGGCGCGUCAGCAGGGACUCAUCCAAUCGGCGCUUCUGUCGAACGAGAGAGCGUAGCUGUGCAAAGAUGGCGGCGGGCUCCGAUUGCCUGGAUGAUGUUUUCAACACAGAGGUGGACGAAAAAGUAGUUAGUGAUCUAGUUGGUUCUCUAGAGUCAGAACUCACAGGAGCGGGUGAAACGAGCGCUACUGCCAGUUUACAGUCCACAAAAAAACAGGUCGGAAACUCUGCUGCAGCAGCAAACUCCAAUGUCCAGUCCAGCAGAAUUCCACAAGAGCUCGCAAAAACAGGGGUGCAAGGAGGUGUCAUCAGCAGCGGUUCACCCAUGGAUGGAGCAGGCGGAACCACAGCGGCCGCGGUAUCGGGUAUGACAGCCCGUCCGAAUCCAACCAAGACCAGCGCCGUCAGUGAUGCUGCUACGGUCACCACCGAUCCAGCGAUCGGUGCACCAGCAGCGAUCGCUGUCAAAACUUUGAAUGGAAGUAACUUGGUGACAAUCUCGCAUAUUCCUGGAGGCGUGCCCUGUGUGCCUAAAGGAAAUGCGCUUCUGUCCACUACUGCGAACACUAAUAAUCCGACAUAUUUACCCAGUGCGCAUAAUGUUGUCGCUUCGACGGUGAUCGCCCCUCAGUCCUCUACGAGCAGUGUGCCCACAGUGACACUGGUGAGGCCACCUAUGCAAACUCCCUCGGUUUCCUCUCAGGGGGCAGUCAUCUCCACUUCAACAGUGGCCAGUGUCACCAGCACUCAAGGUCCUGGUGCUGUGAUCAACACAUUAGAGUCACCCAAAACCAUCAUACAGACCACGGCGCCGAUAUCCAUGGUAUCCGCUGUGCCGACGGGAGCAACCGUAGCUGUCAAAAGCCCGACCGUUCUGCAGAACGUGCGGACGUCGGUGCCGUCCCCCAUCAACGCAGCGCCCGGGUCAGCUGCGGUACGGACCAUCGCUGCUCAGGUGCUGGCCCCACGGAUUGGACAGCAACAACCCAACGCCCCAAACGUCCAGAACAUUCAACUGCCGCCAGGCAUGGUGCUGGUGCGUAGUGAGAGCGGGCAGCUCCUGAUGAUCCACCACCAGACCCUGGCCCAGAUGCAGGCCCAGUCCCAGUCCCAGAGUGCCAUGACGCCGCGCCCCGCCACCCCCACCAGCACUCCAUCGGUCCAGCUAGCCUCUUUACAGGCUCCCGGGGGCUCCCUGUUGGCUCGCCAGGUGACCCAAAACAAUCUGAUCAAACAGGGCCUUGGUGUCCAGACCAGUGUCCAGGCCACCACCACGCUCCAGAGGCCGCCCGUCCUGCAGAACACCGUCAUGCUGGGAGGGAGUGCUUCGACCCCGGGGCAGCCACUGGGCACCGCCACCACGGGGCAGCCCGGCUCUGCUGCCCCCGCCGUCACCCAGAGGAUAGGCCCCGCUGGGGCCCCCCCGGUCCCUACUCCCAUCUCCGCGGAAACACUGGAGAACGUGAAAAAGUGUCGGAACUUCCUGUCCACUCUGAUCAAGCUGGCCUCUAGCGGGAAGCAGACCCCCGAGACCACGGCCAAUGUCAAGGAGCUGGUGAAGAACCUGCUGGAGGGGAAGAUUGAGCCAGAGGCCUUCACCAGUAGGUUGUAUGAGGAGCUCAACUCUUCACCACAGCCCUACCUUGUGCCUUUCCUCAAGAGGAGUCUACCAGCGCUGCGUCAGAUGACUUCGGACUCCACCGCCUUCAUCCACCAGAGCCAGCUCCCCCUGCCCUGCACUCAGCCCUCCUCCACCUCCGCCGCCCUCACCGCCAUGGUGCUGCGACCCCCUCUCUCCACCACAACCACCGCCUCCACCAGAACCCCCGUCGUCACCCUUACCCAGUCGCCCCACUGCAAGGCAGGCUCGAUCGCACCCCAGCAGCAGGGGGCGACGGUGAGGCCCCAGGUGACUUUGGCUCAGCCCUCCUUGGUUGCGCUCAGAGGACAACCCCAGCCUCGCAUCAUCAUGAGCCAGCCACAAGUAGUCAAACAGCUGCAAGGUUCAGUGCCAGUGGUCAAGCAGCCCCUGGCUUCAGGGACCAGGGGCGUGCUCUCCGCCCACUCUGCCUUAACAGCAGCUCAGAGGAACAAACUGAAGGAAGGAGGUGGAGGAACCUACAGGGAUGACGAUGACAUCAACGACGUGGCCUCCAUGGCGGGAGUUGACUUAUCAGAGGAGAGCGCCCGUAUCCUAGCAACCAACUCGGACCUUGUCGGCACCGUUACCCGGUCGUGUAAGGACCAGCCCUUCCUCACCACCACCCUGCUGACCCGGAGAGUCCUGGAGAUGGGGAGGAAGUUUGGUGUCUGUGACCUGGGCCAAGAGGUCAUCAACUACAUCUCUCACGCGACCAAGCAGCGACUGCAGAAUCUGCUGGAAAAAGUGUCGGAAGUGGCGCAGCAGAAAAACCUAACUUUCAAGGAAGAUGAACGGUUUGAGCAGGUCACCGAUGUGCGAACGCAGCUCAAAUUCUUUGAGCAGUUGGACCAGAUGGAGAAGCAAAGGAAAGAAGAGCAGGAGAGAGAAAUCCUGAUGAAGGCCGCUAAGUCUCGGUCGCGACAAGAAGAUCCCGAGCAGCUCAGACUGAAGCAAAAGGCCAAAGAGAUGCAACAGCAGGAGCUGGCGCAGAUCCGGCAGCGGGAGGCCAACCUCACGGCACUGGCAGCCAUCGGGCCCAGGAAGAAACGCAAAAUGGGCUCGCCAGCCAACGGCGCCGUCGCAGAGGGCUCGGGGUCCGGUGCCGCUCAGCCAGGUGGGUCAAACGGAGGAGGGUCCAGGCAAUUCACACGCCAGCGCAUCACCAGGGUCAACCUCAGGGACCUGCUCUUCUGCCUGGAGAACGAGAGGGAAUCCGGCCACUCACACCUGCUCUAUAAAGGCCUGCUCAAGUAGCACACACACACACUCACACUCAGACACACAGGUGUACAUUAAACACAAAAAGAUGGCAAUAAUCAACCUUCCCUCCUGAAUGAGGGAAUAAAGGUUGAACGGCGCAUGGAGCAGAGCAUCAGAGUGUUUCCCCCCAAUGUCGGCUCCAACAACCUCUUAAACUACAGCCCCCUUCCAGCUCCGGGGAAGAACAGUUAAGACUGUGGCAGGAAACAGACUCUGCUCUGUGAUACUUGUGCCUACUGACAAACUGCUCCAGUACACACCGGUUCCAGCGCCCCGCCCUCGUACACAGCUGCCUUGCUGCCUGAACUCCAGUGCGGUGCGUACAUGUGACCGUUGGAAAACGCAGCAUCCAAAACACCAGAACCAUUGCUGGGAUGGCAAAGUAAAACAAAAUGAUCCAAAAAUAUAACACAUUAUUACGUCCCUAUUGACCUCGUGACGGAUUGAGGUUGGGCUUUUUUAACUUCAUGGCUGAAGAUUAUUUAACAUGUUCCCCUGACACUCCUUUUGUUGACCCGAUUUUGAAUUGUUCAGAGGUUAUUCGUUGAUGGACAUUUGUUUUUUAUAUGUCUGUGGUUUUUACAUUUCCUGCCUUCUUCCCAAAUUUAAGCCAUAACGCAUUGUAACGAUUGGAUCAAAGUUUCUUGCUCCAUAUUACUUUUAAUGUUCUUGUUGGAUUUGUAGGAUGCGAGCAAUGCAGUAUUGUUAUAUUUGUAUUAGUGCUGUCAAGCGAUUCAAAUAUUUAAUCGCGAUUAAUCGCAUUAAUGCCAUAGUUAACUCAGGAUUAAUCGCGAUUAAUCGCAAAA
Molecule: messenger RNA, 3950 nt
Organism: Gadus morhua (Atlantic cod)
Lineage: Eukaryota; Metazoa; Chordata; Actinopteri; Gadiformes; Gadidae
Product: transcription initiation factor TFIID subunit 4
Exons: 16
Coding region: 175-3138 (987 amino acids)
Biological process (GO): DNA-templated transcription; transcription initiation at RNA polymerase II promoter
Cellular component (GO): transcription factor TFIID complex
Molecular function (GO): protein heterodimerization activity; DNA binding; RNA polymerase II general transcription initiation factor activity
Source: RefSeq, a predicted model, not a curated record